Molecule: messenger RNA, 2710 nt
Organism: Oenanthe melanoleuca
Lineage: Eukaryota; Metazoa; Chordata; Aves; Passeriformes; Muscicapidae
Gene: STX3
Product: syntaxin 3
Exons: 12
Coding region: 319-1188 (289 amino acids)
Biological process (GO): intracellular protein transport; synaptic vesicle fusion to presynaptic active zone membrane; exocytic insertion of neurotransmitter receptor to postsynaptic membrane
Cellular component (GO): endomembrane system; postsynapse; plasma membrane
Molecular function (GO): SNAP receptor activity; SNARE binding
Source: RefSeq, a predicted model, not a curated record
AUCACCUCUGUCACCUGCCGAGGUGCCCAGGGCCGCCCCCAGCUGCCGCCUUUAGCGGGUCCGGUGUCCCCGGGUGUCCCAGGUGAAGGGGCGGCUCCACCUCGUCCCUCCCCUCGGCGCCUUCCUUGUGCCCGUCACUGGGGAUUAGCGCAGGGACAGCCCCGGGCUUGGGGACAGGCACAGGGGACAGGGCCACCCGCCACCUCGCCUGGAUGUAGGAGGCCUGGCCGAGCGGCGAGGACCGAGGGUGACAUCCCCCAUCCCAGCGGUGGGCGAGGACGGGAACCCCCCCGCGCCCCCCCGGCCUUUGGGGGCACCAUGAAGGACCGGCUGGAGCAGCUCAAGGCGAAGCAGGAUGCAGAUGACGAGGAGGAACUGGAGAUCGCCGUGGACAACACGGCAUUCAUGGAUGAGUUCUUCUCAGAGAUUGAGGAGACCCGGCAGAACAUCGACAAGAUCUCAGAAAACGUGGAGGAAGCCAAGAAGCUCUACAGCAUAAUCCUCUCAGCCCCCAUCCCAGAGCAGAAGACCAAAGAUGACCUGGAGCAGCUGACGGCAGAGAUCAAGAAAAUGGCCAACAGCGUCCGUAACAAGCUGAAGAGUAUGGAGAGGAACAUCGAGCAGGACGAGGCACGAUCCUCCGCUGACCUCCGGAUACGCAAGUCCCAGCACUCGGUCCUGUCCCGCAAGUUCGUGGACGUCAUGACCAAGUACAACGAGGCGCAGGUGGAUUUCCGGGAGCGGAGCAAGGGCCGGAUCCAGCGCCAGCUGGAAAUCACCGGCAAGAACACGACAGAUGAAGAGCUGGAGGAGAUGCUGGAGAGUGGGAACCCCUCCAUCUUCACCUCGGGGAUCAUGGACUCGCAGAUCUCGAAGCAGGCGCUGAGCGAGAUCGAGGGGCGGCACAAGGACAUUGUGCGCCUGGAGAGCAGCAUCAAGGAGCUCCACGACAUGUUCGUGGACAUCGCCAUGCUGGUGGAGAAUCAGGGAGCCAUGAUAGACCGCAUAGAGAACAACAUGGACCAGUCCGUCGGAUUCGUGGAACGGGCCGUGGCCGACACCAAAAAGGCUGUGAAGUACCAAAGUGAGGCCAGGAGGAAGCUGCUGAUUUUGGUGGCAGUGGCCGUGCUCUUGCUGGGGACAGUUGCCCUGAUCAUUGGACUCUCAGUGGGGCUGAACAUGAAAUAGCCCCUGGGGCGGGAGUCUAUGCUCCCGACCAUCCCAGCGAUGUCACCUCCCGGCGUGAUCCUCCCCGGCACUGAUCCUGGACCCCUCCUCUCCCUGCUCCUCCCGGACCUGCUGCUCCCAGCCCUCCGUGUCCCGAUUCCCGCCCGUCCUGCCGCUCCCUGGGAUCUGUCCCUCAUGUCUCCACGGAAGGGGACAGGACUCCGUCCGUGGGGACGCGGCCACUGCUGCCUCAGCCCCAGCGAGGGGUGACAAGGACACAAAUCCCAGGGCUGGACGCUCACCCGCGCGGGCAUCCCGGUGGAAUGAGGGCGGGGAUACGGACAGGACAAGGGGUUUGUUGUCACCGUGUUGUGACAGAUGGAGCUGUCGGGGUGCCUGUCCCCUCUCGGUUUCUAUGUCGGGGCGGGAGGAUGUGUUGAUCACGGAUAUUUAACUCCCGUUGUAAUAAAAUCCCGCUGAUCCUGCCCUGCGCCUCCUCUCGGUGCUGGCACCGGGAACACCCGAAGCCACCGGCACGGCUCCGGCUCGGCUCUCGGUGUCCGGGGAUUUGGGGGCUGGACCGGCCCCGUGUCCCGGUGCUGUAGGACACGAGGGGGAAGCGCGGGGCUGGGGACACUCCCAAAUCCCGGGCCCUUCCAGUCUGCCCCCCCACCAAGUUUUUGGGUAAGUCACAGUGUUUGCCCCUGUCCUAGGGCACGCUGGCACUGUCACCUCCCUGUGCUACACAGAACCAGCUCACACCUGCCCUGUCACCUUUCCUGUCCCCUCCCCAGCCCUGUCCUUGUCCCUUGCACUCUGUCCUUUCUCCCCACUCCACAGCCCCCAUCCUUGUUGUCCCCCUUCCCAGUACCAUUCUUAUCCUCUCUCCCCCUCCCCAGCCCAUUCCCUGUCCCUAUCCCCCUCCCCAGCUGUGUCCCUGCCUCACAUUUCCUGUCUCCCCGAGCAGAAGAAGAUCUUGAUCAUGGUGUGCUGCAUCAUCCUCGUCAUCAUCCUGGUAUCCAGCAUCGCGAGCAUCUUUGCCUGAGCCCCCCACCCGCUGCCCUCCAGGUGGCCUUUCCCCCUCCUGCCCCCCUGCCCGGAUGAUCCAUUGGAGAGACCCCGGCCGAGCCCUGCUUCCCGGAGCCCCGAGGACAUCCCAUGUGUCCCUGGAGGAGCGGAGCCCGCCCACAGCACUCCCUGCUCCCCUCCCAGCGCCAAGCUCCUCCCGCUCCUCCUCCACUCGGGUGACAGUGGGUGACCAGCAGCCCCUCCUCGGUGCACGGAGCGGCCGGAGGGGCCGUGUCCCUCUCGGGGGAAGACACAGGGCUCUGCCUUGCCGGGGCGGCCGGAGGAGCCUCUUCCUGUGCUUGGAGCUCCUUGGAUGUGCAGCCACCCAUGCUGGAGCCUUCCUCCUCAAUAAAGAGCUCACCCACACUCUGCCUCCUGGCUCCAACCUGACCCAAGGAUCUCUCAGGAUGCUUGCAGCUCUGAAAUCCACUUCAGGAUAGAGAGCCUCGUGCUUCAAACCCUGAUCCGUUUAUCC